AAAGCUCUCUUCUUGUCUUUUACAGUACUCUGGAUUCCAGCAGUCUGCCGACAAAUGCAGUGUGUGUGGACAUUUAAUCAUGGACAUGAUCCUGCAGGCGCUGGGAAAGUCUUACCACCCAGGCUGCUUCCGCUGCGCCAUCUGUAAUGAGAGUCUGGACGGAGUGCCUUUCACUGUGGACACCGAGAACAAGAUCUACUGCGUGAAGGACUACCACAGGGUUCUCGCUCCUAAAUGUGCAGCCUGUAAUCAGCCCAUCCUUCCCUCUGAGGGAUCGGAUGAAACCAUUCGCGUGGUCUCCAUGGACAGGGACUAUCAUGUGGAGUGUUACCACUGUGAGGACUGUCAAAUGGAGCUGAAUGAUGAAGAAGGUCACCGCUGUUAUCCUCUGGACGGACACUUGCUCUGCCACGCGUGUCACCUAAAACACAUCGACCCUCAGUCCACCGCAAACAACUUCCACACUCACUUUUAGACAUCUGCACUGCAGAAAUAGGCUUUUCUUAUGCAGAUCUGUUGUCUUGCCCAAAUAUCUCAAAAUCCAG
Molecule: messenger RNA, 545 nt
Organism: Danio aesculapii
Lineage: Eukaryota; Metazoa; Chordata; Actinopteri; Cypriniformes; Danionidae
Gene: limd1a
Product: LIM domains containing 1a
Exons: 5
Coding region: 80-475 (131 amino acids)
Biological process (GO): negative regulation of hippo signaling; response to hypoxia; cytoskeleton organization
Cellular component (GO): nucleus; transcription regulator complex; adherens junction
Molecular function (GO): transcription corepressor activity
Source: RefSeq, a predicted model, not a curated record